This is a messenger RNA of Mizuhopecten yessoensis (Yesso scallop), 1801 nucleotides long. RefSeq names its product argininosuccinate synthase-like. The record is from RefSeq and is a predicted model, not a curated record. Lineage: Eukaryota; Metazoa; Mollusca; Bivalvia; Pectinida; Pectinidae. Gene Ontology annotation, cellular component: cytoplasm. Gene Ontology annotation, biological process: L-arginine biosynthetic process; urea cycle. Bases 202 to 1443 code for a protein of 413 amino acids. The transcript has 14 exons. Gene Ontology annotation, molecular function: argininosuccinate synthase activity; ATP binding.
GACAAGAUCUAUAGUACUGACGUACACUGGCUGUGAUAGAACACGGACUGGCAGCGCCAUACCACAGUGGACCAGCGCUAGGCGGGGACGCACAUACACUGGCUGUGAUAGAACACGGACUGGCAGCGCCAUCCCACAGUGGACCAGUGCUAGGCGAGGACGCACAUACCACACUAGACCGGUGCUGAAGACGUAGCCAUCAUGUCUGACGACAAGCUAGUGGUGUUGGCGUACAGUGGUGGACUGGACACUUCGUGUAUCCUUGUCUGGUUACUGGAGCAGGGCUACCGAGUGGUCGCCUUCCUGGCCAAUGUCGGACAGGAUGAAGAUUUUGAAGCAGCCAAGGUGAAGGCUGCUAAGUUAGGAGCUGAAAAGAUGAUAAUACCUGACGUGCGGAAGGAGUUCGUGGAGGAGUUUAUUUGGCCAGCAGUCCAGGCUAAUGGAGCAGCGUACGAGGAUAGAUACCUCCUGGGUACCGCCCUGGCUCGGCCGUGUAUCGCAAGAGCGAUGAUCAAGGUUGCAAUAGCAGAGAAGGCCCGAUACAUUUCCCAUGGUGCAACAGGAAAGGGAAAUGACCAGAUCCGCUUUGAGCUUGGGGCGUAUGCGUUACAUCCUAAUGUUGAGGUAAUAGCGCCAUGGAAAAUGCCCGAGUUCUACAACCGAUUUGAAGGCCGGAACGCUCUGUUUGAAUACGCCAAGAAACACGGCAUCCCCUUACCUGUGACACCGAAAUCCCCUUGGAGUAUGGACGCUAACUUGAUGCAUAUAAGUUACGAAUCAGGAAUUCUUGAGGACCCUAAGACCGAGUUCCCUAAGGAUAUGCUCCAGAUGGCCGUCCACCCAGAGGAUGCCCCUGAUAAGCCAGAGAGGCUGGAAAUCGAGUUCAAAAAUGGUUUACCUGUCAAUGUCACCAAUCUAGAGGAUGGUACGGUAAAGGAGGACGCUCUGGAUCUCUUCCUAUACCUGAACAAAAUUGGGGGGAAACAUGGAGUGGGAGUUAUAGACAUAGUGGAGAACAGGUUUAUCGGCAUGAAGUCCCGAGGUAUCUACGAGACUCCAGGAGGCGCUAUUUUGGCCACUGCUCACAUCGACAUGGAAGUGUUCACCAUGGAUAAGGAAGUGCGAAGGAUCAAAAGAGAACUCGAUGUCAAAUUUUCUGAUCAAGUUUACAGAGGGUUUUGGUUCAGUCCGGAGUGCGAGUUUACCCGCUACUGUAUCAAUAAGAGCCAGGAGCACGUAGAGGGGACGGUGCGCGUGAAGGUCUAUAAGGGGUCCAUCUACGUCAUAGCGAGACACUCUCCACUCAGUCUAUAUAACGAAGAGCUCGUCAGUAUGAACGUCCAAGGCAACUAUGAUCCAGUAGAUGCUAAAGGCUUCAUCAAGGUCAAUGCUCUCAGACUACAAGAGUACGAGCGACUACGCCACAAGCUGGGUCAGAGUUAGCAUGCAGUAUUGGAUGUGAUGUAUUGACACGGAACAGUUCUACCUAAUGUGAAAAGAUAACUAGUUUAUUUGGAUUAAUAAUCAGUUAAGUUUGUUUAGGCUUACAAAUGUGUGUUGUUGUUGUUGUUGUUGUUGUUUGUUGUUGUUGUUGUUGUUGUUGUUGUUGUUGUUGUUACGUGCUUACACGUUAGUGUAUUGGACAGUCUAUAUCAAAUCCAUAUUAAAAUUAUAUAUUAUAGCUUAUAUGUAUACAUAUUUAUUACAGAUUUACUGUCGUAACAUAUCAAUAGUGCAAUAUACCACGUAUACAAUGUACCAUGUAUACAAUAUACCAUGUAUACAAUAUACCAUGUAUACA